Saprolegnia diclina VS20 is the source of this 681-nucleotide messenger RNA. RefSeq lists its product as hypothetical. The transcript is spliced from 3 exons. The record is from RefSeq and is a predicted model, not a curated record. NCBI's taxonomy places the organism in Eukaryota, Oomycota, Saprolegniomycetes, Saprolegniales, Saprolegniaceae. The coding region runs from base 24 to 611 and encodes 195 amino acids.
UUUUCGCAAUCUAAAAUCCAAGUAUGCAGGUCGCCCGCGCCGUGCCCCGCCGCCUCCACCGCGCUGCGGGCCACUGCCGCGACGUCACUGCGUCCGCCCGCGUCAAGCCGGCUCCGGCGCCGCAGAGCCUCGGCCUCAUGGUCGUCGACGGCGCGCUCCUCCUCUUUGUCUGCGAGACCUUGAACCAGGUCGGCGGCAAAGAGCUUAGCCUGGAGAAGGCGCUCGCACCCAUGGCGCUUGGCGGCCUUAUGUUCCCGCUCUACGCGCGCAUUGACGCCUUCUUUUCGAUGAUGCACAAGCCGGUCGUCUCGGCACUCGGGAAGCGCAUCUUGCUCAUCAACGCCAUGUACAUCUCGCUGCCGCUGGCGUUUGACGAGAUCAUACAGUCGCAAACGAUUGCCGAGGUCGGUCCCGCGCGCAUGGCGUACAAGACGACGUUUGGCGCCCUCAUUGGCGUCUCGACCUUCCUCGGUGUGUGGGGCUCGUUCUUCGCCGCCCACUCAAUCCCACGCAGCAUUGCACGCCGCAUCUGCAGCGCGGUGGCGUGCGACGCGGCGUGGAAGACCGUGCGUCCGCCCAACGAGCCGCGCAUCCUGUACCCGACGCCGUAGGAAAGCACACCCUUACUUGCUUGCUUCAACUGCCUCGCUAUCGUCUAACAUUGAUUGCAUUCAAUCCUCA